Drosophila suzukii is the source of this 918-nucleotide messenger RNA. RefSeq lists its product as uncharacterized. The record is from RefSeq and is a predicted model, not a curated record. NCBI's taxonomy places the organism in Eukaryota, Metazoa, Arthropoda, Insecta, Diptera, Drosophilidae.
UUUUUUUAAGGAUAUAAUUGCAAUAUGGAACUCCCAAAUUAAAUUAUAUCUUGUUAGAUCUGUAAAACAAUCUCAAAAGAUGAAAUUCAAAUAUAUAAGACUCUGAUCUGAUAAUGCAAUACAUUACACAUUCAACGAAAUUCCAUUAUCGGCUGAUACAUAUAUGAAAAAUGUGUGUAUAAAUACAGCGGGUUUGCGUAUUGCAAUGCGCAUUUUGAAGAUCAAGCAGAAUGAAAGUGCUACAAAUAUUCAUAGUUUACUUGGCGGUUUCGCUAGCUCGAAGUUCCCAUAAUGAGUUAUACGAAGGAAGCGGUGGUGGGUCCUACGAAGAAGGAGUUUUUCAUGGAUCAAGCAGGCCAAACCACUUAGGGGGCUGGCCACGUCCGGUACAUUGGAACCGCCCGGGAUCCUGGCAACAUGCGGGAAGCUGGCAGGGACCAGGAGGCUGGAACAAUCCCGGUCCCUGGCGAAGUCCUGGAGAUUGGAACCAUCCCGGCCCUUGGCAAAAUCCUGGAGGCUGGAGCCACAACAACCCCGGUCCUUGGCGAAAUCCCGGACAUUGGAACCAUCCGGAUAGACUUCCUCCUGGUUACUCUGGUGGGCAAAAUCCCGGUGCUGGAUAUCCAGCUGGCCACCAUCCUUUCGGUGGAUCCCUAGGAAUCGGAAAACCGGAUACUGUUAGUGAAAGACCCAGCAAUGGAAAUAGCGGUGGUGAAAAUUCCGAUAGUGCCGGGCGCGGACAGACCAGCGGAAAUAUUGGCAGCAAGUACGAGAUCAUUGACUUGAAGGCCUCAUCAUUUUAAAUAAUAAAUUCGGUUGGUGGGAGUCGAACUAAGAAUUUUCAGCAUUAAAAAUGAAGUAACAUUAUAUAAAAAAUGUAACGAAAAUAUCUUUUAAUAUAGUACACUUGGCAAAUAA